AUGGAACCGAACGUCGAGGAGCAGCCCUUCCAGACUGUGCUCCCAGCGGCACUCUCUGACAAGCGAGGCUCGCAGGUGACUGAAGUGCGGGUCGAGAAGGUGUUGAAGUCGAAGGAAAAGGAUGUUGAGGCACUGCUGGCUUCCAUCGACGAGAGGGACAAUCAAUUGAUGAUCACGGCGACCAACAAGAUCAAGACGACCACAAAGGACCACAAGACCACAAAAUCCACGAAGAGUAAUUCCUUCGAACGGUCUCAGGGCAGGGUGAAGCUGAACCACAGCCAGAAGCAGCUUCUCAUGGCACAGGUGACGUGUCAGAUGCGUCUAUCGCGUCACAAGCUAGCGAUUAUCGAUAUGGGACUGGAGCUGCUGACCAGCGCUCUGGUCUCCUGCGCCUGCCUGUGGGAGAAGGCUGCGGGGCUGCUGUCCAGCUGCCUGCUGCUGGUUGGAUUCGUCCUCUCGCUGGCUGCUGCCGUCGCCACAGCAGAAUUUUGUCCCUAUUUGCCAAUGGACUUGAACCACUACACCAUGGUCAGCUCCUACGAAGCCAUCUUCAAGAUAUCUUGCACAAUCAUAUAUGCCCUCUCAGGCAUCGCUGUGGCCAGUGCCGCCAUGCGAAGCGCUUCGGGUGAGGCCGUGGGGCGCGCAAUUCUUUGGGUCUUCCUGCUCCCGAUAGUUCCAUUCGCCAACCUGUUAUGGAUCCCGGCCACCGGAAACUGGCGCUGGAACGAGUACUGCACCGAUCGGACAGCCAGCAUAGUGCUGGCUGCGCUGGACGUGAUCUUCGUGCUGCUGACCAUCGUGGUCAUCCGGAGCGAGAUCAGCUCCAAUGACGGUACGGAUUCUUUUCUAACCAAGGAUGAGCUAAAAAUAGUUCGAUUUGAAACAUUCAAGUACUACCGAGAGCACUACGCUGCCAAACAAGGAGAAGAGACAAACAAAAACCCAAGCAGCGUUUUACAGCCACUUGUAAGCAGGAGGCAGGAGGAGCACAAGGCCCAUAAGGCUUAG
Drosophila obscura is the source of this 1011-nucleotide messenger RNA. RefSeq lists its product as uncharacterized. The transcript has 2 exons. Lineage: Eukaryota; Metazoa; Arthropoda; Insecta; Diptera; Drosophilidae. The record is from RefSeq and is a predicted model, not a curated record. The coding region runs from base 1 to 1011 and encodes 336 amino acids.